UUCUCGUCUCCUCGUCCCUUCUUUCAUCCCAUGCGCACGCCUCCCCCUUCCUCCUCGCUCUCGGCCACCCCAAAUCCCAGACCUCCAUGCACGAGCGGGCGGCCGUGGUAUGAUGGAAGCCACGAGCCCACGACAGAGGAGGGAGAAGCAGGCCAGAUCGUGUUCAACAAGCUCAGGGAGAGAUCCGACCAGUUCACGGCGAGGGGACUGGUGAGGUCCGAGGAGAGCAAGCAGAAGAUCGGGGGAGACGACGAAGUCUACGUCGCCGACGUCAGGGAGGCGGAGCACCUCGCACUGGCCGUCCAGGGCGCCGACGCGCUCGCCAUCCUCACCAGCGCCUCCCCCAAGAUGAAGCCAGGGUUCGACCCCACCAAGGGCGGCCGGCCCGAGUUCUACUACGAGGACGAAGCCUACCCUGAGCAGGUGGAUUGGAUUGGGCAGAAGAAUCAGAUUGAUGCUGCCAAAGCAGCCGGUGUGAAGCACAUAGUGCUGGUGGGAUCUAUGGGGGAACAAAUCCCAACAUAUACUGGAGAGGCAUCUCAAUGGGUUCCCCGAGGUGAGCACGAUGCCGAGGAGAGAUGGCUUCGAGGACGGCGUCCAAGGACAUCAUCUGCUCCGCCGCCAUGUUCAGCGAGUUUGGUGGCGGCGACGGCCGGUCUAGAAGCUCCUUAAACCAUGCUGCCCGCCGUGAGGGGAGACACCAUCACCGGCGCCCCCGAGAAGCUCGUCCAUGGGCCAUGGCCAUGGGUAGGGCGUCUUGGAGCGGUUCUAAAUCUUGUUUCGUUUGGGGCCGGGUUUCAAUCAAUGGAUUCUUCUAGUGUUUAUUUUCAUUAUCUGAACGUACGCCGGGAGCAAAUGGACGCAUGCGAGCGCUGUGCCCGUGGGUAUGUGUGAAUCUUCAUCAUGUUGUUGCCAUCCAUGUCCAAGUCAUGCUUUUGCGGUGAAUCCUGGGUUCAGUAUGUGUCAUGGAUUUCCUUAGUAGAUGCCAAUGAAUGUAUAUGCUGAUAAAAACGGGGAAGAACUCAUUUAAAUUAGGAACGCUACAAGACCUCUCGGCGUUUGUUGAUGAUUCAUUACAUUAUGCAUACUUGUCAGCAUAUAAAAUUGUGUAUUACCUGCAUCCAUUCUUGUUUUCUUCUUUAUCCCCGAUCUGAAUUUUGUAUCUAAACAUGAGAUAUGUGGAGGGCUCUAAUAGUAUGAAAAGUUGCACGAGCAAUUGCUAUUAUAGGCCACCCAAUUCCAAAUGCAAAUGAUUCCCACUUGAUUCAGAUUAUUUUACCACAAAAGCAACUUGGCCGCAAGUCAGACAUUUGAGGACUCACUUUUUCUCUCAAAUAAUUAUUGCUGGAUAAAUUUCUAAAUUCAGUAACCAUUGCUUUAUUGUGACAAACAUGCUGGUAUACAUUUGUACGUACGUCUUAUAUUGCUCGUACACUCACAAUGCCGUGCCAAAUGGGAAGUUCUUUUCACCUGUGUCUGCUGAAGCAUAGACUGACAAACCCAUUGUCUGAACUAAAGCCUGGAAUUGAUCUACUUGGUCCAGUCGGCGAACUGUUUUUUGAUAUGUUUGACAGAAAUGAACCAUUUAAUGAACCUUCUCUUUAUAAUUGUUGUCUCAUCGGCAAGUUUUGCUUUAUAUGAUAAUACAAUGUCGGUCUCAUAUUGUAGAUGUUCAUGCCCUUUCUUUUUUCACCUUGCAGAGCGAUGAUGCUACUACUCACUUUGAGACAGCUGUGACAUGUGUUCUUAACACUUCUGGCAAAAAUGUUGACAUUUCUGCAGCUUUAUAUAUACAUGAGUGAGCCUAAUUUUUCUGUUCAAAUACUUCAUGUUUUCCCUCGGUUAAAUUGAUAAGCUUCUUUCUCUUUUCUUUUGGACAUGGGAAUUGAUGUUAGUAUUUUGUAUCAUUAUGUUAACCUUGGUAGACUGAUGGUUAGCGUCCGGCAACCGCAGAGAUUUAUUGAUUUUUUAGUCCCUUAUGUAUAAAUCUUAUAUUUUUUCUAUUCGUCACGAGUGAAUAGUUAUUGUUAAUCUGAGUUCACAUUUUCAUAUGUGUUCAGUUUUCUUUGACCACCAAUCUUUCUCACUAUACUCUCUUAUACUCAAUGUCAUGUUAUAAUCAAUGACAUUCAUUCAACUAUCUUUUGCAUAAUACUUUUUUAUUGCAUCUGUUUUGACUGAGCAAAUAUUAUGUAGUUCUUAUAUCCUCCUGUUAGUACAAGUGUAAUGUUUGACAAGCAGUUCUGACAUGAACUAACUGUUUUUCUUUGUCUUCACAAUACUUUCAGGUGGAAUACACAAAAGGACAAGCUGCAAGAAUACAUUCAGGAAGACGAUGAAACCCUCCCACUCAAGAACGCAGAUCGCGCCGUUAGCUGUGACACCUGAUUCAUGCUUGGUACCGACAAGAGGGCAUCAUUAUGACGAAUUGGUCGUGGUUUCGCCAUCACGCCAACAUCCGCGAGGGUGACGUCUGUGCUUUCUAUUUUAAGCAUCUUAGGCUUUGAUCCGACAAACUAUGCCUCUCUUUUGGACAAUUGGCCAUCUUUUGGAGCAUCUUAGGCUUUGAUUUCAAUUGAUGGCUAUGCUCUGGCAUCCACUCUGUAAGAUCACAAUCUACCUGUUAAUAUAUAUCUCCUGCCUUGGUCUGCUUGCAAUCCUA
Molecule: messenger RNA, 2662 nt
Organism: Triticum urartu
Lineage: Eukaryota; Viridiplantae; Streptophyta; Magnoliopsida; Poales; Poaceae
Source: RefSeq, a predicted model, not a curated record